AGACAGGGCCUGGCAGCGUUCAGCAGCAGGCACUUCACUUCAUCAGGGCACGUUUGGUGUGAGCAGAUCUGCUUCCCUGCACUGCAGCUGUGUGGGAACCUGUGUGGUGUCCUGAACACGCUGGGGAAUAUCAUCACUUACCUGGAUUUCAGUUCAAAAUGGCCUAAGAGAAGCUUAUGUCAGCAUUCAUUACCUCCCAGCUCCUCCCAAAAUGUAGUAACAAGUCACCACACUACUGAGUGACUUGGAGAAGUUUCAGAAAACGUUCAUGCAGAACAGAUUGUAAGAUCUUUGUUCAAUUCACAUUACGUUUGUUCCAUGCUGUAUGUUUGAGGUUCUGCAUUAUUUGUGAGGCCUCUGGAUGAGCUGUGGGGUGGCACAGGGUCUGUCAUGGCUGUGCCAGUGCCUCCAGCAUUCCUGCAGCAUUCCUGUGCUCCUUGCCCACUCUGAGGACAGGGAUCCUGCUGGGAGAGGGGGCCUUACCAUCGUGCUCGAAGGUUUGAGCUGCUCUGGGAGUGAAGAGGGUUGGCUCUGCUCUGUGCUGGUGCCAAAGCAGAGCUCUCUCUCCUCUGGUUCAUCAGCAAUAGUGUUUGCACCGUUACUGCUCACUAGCACAUGUUGUUUUGGACUCCUCAAGUAGUCUGGCUGUUCAUUUGACAUUAUUAUUAUUUACAUAGGGCCCAGACUUGCUCUCUUUUAUUGCCUGCAGCACGAUGUUUGUUCAGACUGGGCAUUGUGAAGUGUAAACCCAGGUCCCACUGGCACCAGUACUCAGCUCUGCCUUUUCUAGAAGCAGACCAGUCCAUGAUGCCCGAGGUGCGAGACCUCAGCGAUGCCCUGCCCGAGCUGCCCCUGGAUCCCAUCACGGGCGUCGGCGUGGUCGCCUCCCGCAGCCGAGCUCCCACUGGAUACGAUGUUGUUGCACAAACAGCAGAUGGCUUGGAUGCUGACCUGUGGAAAGAUGGCUUAUUUAAAUCCAAGGUCACACGGUACCUGUGCUUCACCAGAUCAUUUUCAAAAGAAAAUAGCCAUUUAGGCAAUGUCUUGGUGGAUAUGAAGCUCAUUGAUAUCAAGGACACUUUACCUGUAGGCUUCAUGCCCAUCCAGGAGACCAUUGAUACACAAGAAGUAGCCUUCAGAAAGAAGAGGCUGUGCAUUAAAUUCAUUCCACGAGAUUCUACAGAGGCAGCGAUCUGCGAUAUCCGAAUCCUGGGCAGGUCUAAGCAAGCCCCUCCCCAGUACACGUUCAUAGGGGAGCUGAACAGCAUGGGCAUCUGGUACCGCAUGGGCAGAGUGCCCCGCAACCACGACCCCGCCCAGCCCGCACCUCCUCCCGCCCCAGCGCCGGCUCCAGCCCCCGCUCCCAACCUGCCAAGGCACAUCUCACUGACACUGCCAGCCAGCUUUCGGGGCAAGAGCCACAGCACCCGCCUGGAUUUGGAGCACUCCAACCUGUAUGCCAUCUCAGCAAUGGAUGGAGUGCCUUUUAUGAUUUCGGAGAAGUUUGCCUGUGCUCCUGAAGGGAUGCAGCCAGUUGAUCUCUUGGGUAUCACAAUCAAAACCCUUGCAGAAAUUGAAAAGGAGUACGACUACAGCUUCCGGACGGAGCAGAGCGCCGCCGCCCGCCUGCCGCCCAGCCCCACCCGCUGCCCGCCCGUCACGGUGCCGCCGUCCUGAGGGGCCACCACGGCCAGACAGCGUGGGGUGUGCACUGCUGAGCAGGGCUGGGACACGGGGACACGGCCACAGGACCAUCCAUCAUGGAACCAUCCACCCACCAGGGAACCAUCCACCAUGGAGCCGUCUAUCUACCAUGGAGCCAUCCACCAUGGAACCAUCAACCAACAUGGAACCAUCCACCCACCAUGGA
Messenger RNA from Sturnus vulgaris (Common starling), 1870 nucleotides. It is a transcript of the gene MVB12B, whose product is annotated as multivesicular body subunit 12B. Gene Ontology annotation, cellular component: late endosome; ESCRT I complex. The record is from RefSeq and is a predicted model, not a curated record. Gene Ontology annotation, biological process: regulation of epidermal growth factor receptor signaling pathway; virus maturation; viral budding. NCBI's taxonomy places the organism in Eukaryota, Metazoa, Chordata, Aves, Passeriformes, Sturnidae.